AUGACAAUUCCAGAUACAAUGAAGGGUCCCAUUUCAUAUCCUAACGAAACCAUUGGUGAGAAGAAAGAGUAUAUGAAUGUCAAAGAAUCAUCAUCGUCAUCCACAACAACAACAGGCUCAUCAUCGUCAUCGUCCUCCUCAAGUUCCUCCUCCAACAUCGCUUCGACAUACUAUGGCAAAUUCCCUUACGAAAUAAUCAGAAUCGUUGGGCAAGGUACAUUCGGAAAGGUCUACGAAGCAAAGAGUAUAGAGAACAAAAGAGUUGCCAUCAAAAAAGUUGAGAAAUCAAGCCAUUUCAUCUCAAGAGAAUACGAUAUCCUAAAGAUCAUUCACCAUCCAAACUGUUUGAAAAUUCUAGACAUGUUUAUUACAAAUGAAGAAAAUAAGAAAAUGCAAAAUUUAGUUUUUGAUUUUAUCCCAUAUACACUUGCAAGUCUAUUAAAGAAGAAGUCAUUGACACUCAAUUUUAUUAGAGUUCAAUUCUACCAACUGUGUCUUGCUAUUAAGCAUAUUCAUUCAAAGAAUAUUUGUCAUAGAGAUAUCACACCAAACAACAUUCUUUUGAAUCCAAAAGGUGAAUUAGUAUUGGCCGAUUUCGGAAGUGCCAAGAUUCUUGAACAAAAUCAUACCAGUAUGUCAUAUAUUUGCUCAAGAUAUUAUAGAGCACCCGAAUUAUUGGUUGGUUGUCAGAAUUAUACCACUAAAAUUGAUAUAUGGUCAAUUGGUUGUAUAUUAGCUGAAAUGUUAAUUGGAAAACCAUUGUUCCCAGGAACAAACUCGGCGGAUCAGUUGGCAAGAAUUAUCGAGGUGUUGGGAACUCCAACCUCUGAGGAUAUGGAUUCAAUGAAACCAAGCAAGAAUCACUCUCUGCAGGUUCCAUCGGUGUUACCGAAACUCUAUGAGACAUUUGCCAAUGUCGAGGAGAAAGAUGUCGUAGACUUGUUGGCCAAGAUAUUCAUUUUCGAUCCUACCAAGCGUGCUUCGAUCGACGAGAUCCUCGCACAUCCAUUCCUAUUGAAUGUCAAUUUAAAUAAUCUAGAUCAGUUCGAAGAGAUGAAAUGCUUCACCAAGGCAUUGACAACAUCGUCCACCAACCUCUUGGCAAAUGGUUCGUCGUCGGUAACCACCGCAUCCAACACAAACAACACCGCCAAGAAUGACCAUUCGCUCUCGAGAAUGAACUCCAGUGUGGUGACAAGCAGCACCAAUCUAAUAAGUCUGAACACAAGUACCAAUGCAACCAAUGUGGCAGCCAGCAGCAACAAAACCACAGGUAGCGGUGUGUCUUCCUCGACAUCCAACAACACCAACAACAAUACUAAUCUCAUGAAUAGUCUAAGCAACAGCAACAACAGUGUAAUAAACACUCAACCACCAUUGACAAUUAACACAACAUAA
This is a messenger RNA of Heterostelium album PN500, 1398 nucleotides long. RefSeq names its product GSK family serine/threonine-protein kinase (gene glkA). Gene Ontology annotation, cellular component: cytoplasm. NCBI's taxonomy places the organism in Eukaryota, Evosea, Eumycetozoa, Acytosteliales, Acytosteliaceae. The transcript is spliced from 3 exons. Gene Ontology annotation, biological process: signal transduction; protein phosphorylation. The record is from RefSeq and is a predicted model, not a curated record. Gene Ontology annotation, molecular function: protein serine/threonine kinase activity; ATP binding. The coding region runs from base 1 to 1398 and encodes 465 amino acids.